This is a messenger RNA of Aspergillus steynii IBT 23096, 1198 nucleotides long. RefSeq lists its product as uncharacterized. The transcript has 5 exons. The coding region runs from base 116 to 1192 and encodes 358 amino acids. Lineage: Eukaryota; Fungi; Ascomycota; Eurotiomycetes; Eurotiales; Aspergillaceae. The record is from RefSeq and is a predicted model, not a curated record.
GGAAGUUGGGUGUCUGCCUGACUCGGUCUACCCUUCCCCCAUAGACUUAUGUCCGGAGUACAUUCGACGCUCACGUCUUUGGAUCGAGUCAGAUCCCUCUCCCUAUAAGCCCUCCAUGGCUAUUCGGGACGAUUACUGGGGGAAUGUGCUCACCAUCGUCCCCGUCGUUGGGGCCGCGGUCGCAACAUUAGUUUAUGUCCUGCGACUCGUCGCAUGUCGCAUGUCCACGUUCGGAUGGCGACUAGAAGAACUGCUGAUGGGUAUCGGGUUGUUCUUGUCGUAUGGAGCGACAGCUUUUGUCAUCUACACUGCAUUCAAUGGCGUGGGAGUUCCUGGCGACCAGCUACCACAGGAUGAACGAAUUCGCCUACAAUUCGGGUCCUGGAUGAUCCAGAAGUUUUGGCCGCCGUCCAUGGCUUUCGUCAAGCUUUCCAUCCUGGUAUUCUUGAAGCGACUAUUAGGAACCCUCAAGUCCAUCCGGGUUGGCGUGAAGUGUCUCAUGGUCUUCACCGUCUGCUGGGCAUUAACAGAACUAUUUGGGAAUAUAUUUCAAUGCUGGCCGGUCCAGUACUACUACGACUCCCGAAUGAACGGACACUGCAUGGCCGGGCAAUCGAAGCUGUUUCAAACGUCCGCCGCCUUGUCUUUGGUAGAAGACAUGGUUAUUUUGCUCUUGCCCAUGCCUGUCGUCUGGGGACUGCAAAUCACCAUCCAGCAAAAGCUGACUCUGACGGUUGUUUUCUCGCUGGGUGCAUUGGUUUGCAUUUUCAGUCUACUACGAGUCAUCGAAUUUAAUAACUUCCACACCAACGAUCUUGCCGCAUCCAGCGCCAAAGAGUCCAUCUGGACCACGCUCGAACUCGACGUCGCCAUUAUCUGUGGCUGCCUUCCUCUAUUCAAGCCCCUUCUGCACGGCUUCCUCGGAAAGGUCAAGGGCCAAUCGACUCGAACCUCCCGCACGCCUCGUUACAUGCAUAGUGCUAGCCAGACACCGGACGGCUUCCAUAAGAUCAGCGAUCCUCAUAACUUGAGGGCGAAUAAGAACGUGACUGUUACUACGGAGCCGACUGGGAGAUGCAGCUCGGAUGUUGAACUGCGUGGGAUCACGGUCCACACUGCGAUCGAACAGGACGUGGAGAGUCGAUCGCUUAGUGCUAGCUCUGGUGCAGUGGGGAGAUCGUGGCCGCGCUGAUAUCGG